Molecule: messenger RNA, 3045 nt
Organism: Closterium sp. Naga37s-1
Lineage: Eukaryota; Viridiplantae; Streptophyta; Zygnematophyceae; Desmidiales; Closteriaceae
Source: the annotation of a GenBank genome assembly
AUGGCGCAUCAAGGCGACGGCAGCGCGGGAGCAGGCAACGAGGCUCAAGCAGCGGCAGCAGCGGCGCCCGUGUCUGACACGUACGCUGCUUACUACCAGAACAUGGCGGUGCACUACGCGGAGCAGCAGCGACUGGAGCAACAGCAGCAGCAGCAGCAGCAAACGGCGGCGUAUGGGCAAGGCUCGUCGUAUGAUGCUUGGUAUGCAUACGCGUAUCAGCAGCAACAGCAGCAACAGCAGCAACAGCAACAGCAGCAGCAACAGCAGGCUCAGGAAGUGCAGGAUCCAGCAGCAGUGGCAGCAGCAGCCGCAGCAGCAUACGCACACUACUCUGCAUACCCCUAUCCAUCGCCCCAGGCCUAUCCUCCCGCUCCCCCUUCCGCCCCAACCCCUCCUCCUGGGGCCCCGUCCCCCCCCACUCCCCCCACUGACCAACCGGACGACAUUGCUCCCCCUGGCGCGGAACCCCUUGCUGCGCCUUCCGCCACCGCCGCGCCCACCUCCUUCCCCUCCCCCUAUUACUACACCCCCGGAUCCGCCCUCCCGCCUCCUCCCCCAGCAGGCGGGGCGGAACCCGCCCCACCUCCGCCCCCGCCCCCUUCUGCGUCCCCGCCCCCACUGCCUCCCCCACCACCCCCCCCUGCACAGCCAGCAGCAGCAGCAGCGCAGGAUGGGGCAGCAAAUUGGGGGUACGGGGGGGUGGCGCAGGAGCAGCAACAAGGUGGGCAGCAGGCCAUGGCGGGUAGUCAAUAUGCACAGCAGCAGCAGCAGCAGCAUGAAGCGGGGGUGGCAGCAGCAGCAUAUGCGCCUGUGGCCCCAGCGGGGGCAGGGGCGGGGCAGAAUGGCAAGGCGGGUCAAGGGGCGGAGGGCAGUGCACCGUACUUCAAAUGGCAGUACACCAAUGCACAGGCUCAAAGAAAGCAGCAGCAGCAGCAGCAGGUGAGGGCAGCGAGCAGCGCUCUGCAGUCCAAGUUCCACAUCCCCUUCAACCCCCGCUUCGCCUCCUCUCCCACCUCCGCCUCCUCUGCUGCCACGGCAGCAGCAGCGGCGGGAGGGAGAGGUGGCAGGGAGGGCAGCAGUGAGCGCGGGGCGGGGGGGCAAAGGGGCGGGGUGGCGUAUGUGUCUGUGGAGGAAGGGGCGGGGAAGAAGGCCACGAGUGUGGACGAGGCUGCUGAUGCUGCCAUCCAGCCGGGCAAGUUCCCCCCGGGGCUAGCAGCGUAUGUGGAGCGGGUGCUGGCACGGUGCAUCACAGCGCAGCACAAGGAGGAGAGCCAGCGACUCAUGAAGCAGAUGAUAACGGAAGCAGCGCGCAACGGCACGCUCUUCACCAAGAACUGGGACACGGAGCCGCUGCCCUCGCUGCUGCACACCGCCCCCGCCCCCACUGCCACCUCAACCCCAUCGAGUGCGCUGCCAUCUGCAUCGUCCCCCACGCCCUCGCGCAAGGCCAAGCGGUCGCGCUGGGGAGACCCGCUCGACCAACCCACCUUGCCUGCUGCUGCCCCCUCGCCCAUUCAAACUUCCCCGUGGUUUCGUGCCUCAAACCACCAGCAGCAGCACGGAGGGCGGGGAGGGAAGGGCAGGGCGAGCAGAGCCAAGGCGCACUCGCUGGCGCUGGCGCGUGCUGUGAGGCAGGGGCGCGCUGCUGCGGCUGCGGCGGCUGCCGCUGGUGGUGGGGUGGGGGUGGGGGGCGGGGCAGUGGAGGACAUGGACUGGGACAUGCUGACCAUCAAGGGCACGUGCAGGAAGGUCGAGAAGAGCUACCUGCGCCUCACUGCUGCUCCCGACCCCUCCACUGUGCGGCCGCUGGACGUGCUACAGGAGGCACUGGUCAUGGUGCUGGCAGCGCACUCGCAGGGGGGCGCGGAGGAUGAGGAGGCGGGGGCGGGGGGGCAGGGCGGCAAGCGCGGGUACCUGUGGCGGUGCGACCAGCUGAAGAGCAUUCGGCAGGACCUCACGGUGCAGCGCAUCCGGAACGAGUUCACUGUGCAGGUGUAUGAGGUGCAUGCGCGCAUGGCGUUGGAAGCGGCCGACAUGCCCGAGUUCAACCAGUGCCAGGCGCAGCUGAAGGGGCUGUACUUGGAGGGGUGGCGCGGGCACAGGGGCGAGUUCCGCGCGUACGACCUGCUGCACAACGUGCUCUCGCAAGGGCCCCGCUACGACCUGCAGCACGCCAUCGCCAGGGUGACCAAGGAGGAGCGGCAGGACAGCACGAUGGCGCAUGCACUGAGGGUGCGCGAGGCGUUCAGCCGGCGCGACUACAGCAAGUUCUUCUCUCUCUACCGCCAUGCACCCACCCUCAUCCACCUCCUCAUGGGUGUGUUGCUCUACGUUCUCACACUCCCACCUUUCUCCCUGCCCAAUCCCACCUUCGCGCCUCCCCUCUCCCUCGCCGACUUCCCCCCUCCAGACAUGCAGGUGGAGAAGCAGCGGUUUGAGGCGGUGCAGAGCAUGGCAAAGGCGUACCGGCCAUCACUGCCCGUGCAGUACAUCUCACACGUGCUGGCGUUCGGGGACAGCCGUGACGACAAGGACGCCGCUCAGCCUGCACAGCCUGCCACACAGGGGGACGGGAGUGUGGAGGGCAGAGGAGAGGAGGGCGGUGCAGCGGUGCAGGAGUGCUGCGAGUGGCUCAAGGCGCAUGGGUGUGUGCUGCUGGCCGAGGACACUGCUGAUCCCCUGCUCGACUGCAAGGUGAGUCACCUGCCCUCCCUCUCCCUCCCAUACACACACACACUCACUCAUCCGCUUUCUACUUUCCUUCCCCCGCUCUUCCUUCGCUCCAUCGUCGUGGUUCCCAAACAAGCACUUCAAGACACACUCGCCAGAGUGCACUCACAAAUGUUAAUCCCCCUACCACAUCCGAAGCUCACACCCCACCCCCCCGACACAUCCUCCCCUCCCGCCACACGGUGGGCGCGGCAGCAGGCGAGCAGUGGGGGGCUGUUCAUGCCAGAGGCGGAGGACGUGGUGCCACACGGUGACGCCAACCUGCAGGUCGACGACUUCUUUGCCCGCCGCCCCGAUGACGACCAAGACGCCUGA